Molecule: messenger RNA, 5204 nt
Organism: Exophiala oligosperma
Lineage: Eukaryota; Fungi; Ascomycota; Eurotiomycetes; Chaetothyriales; Herpotrichiellaceae
Exons: 3
Coding region: 899-4249 (1116 amino acids)
Biological process (GO): DNA-templated transcription; regulation of transcription by RNA polymerase II
Cellular component (GO): chromatin
Molecular function (GO): DNA-binding transcription factor activity, RNA polymerase II-specific; RNA polymerase II cis-regulatory region sequence-specific DNA binding; zinc ion binding
Source: RefSeq, a predicted model, not a curated record
CCAGAAAGCCUCAUUUUCUUCAGUGGUCGUCGAACUGCCCUGCUUUGUACUUAUCCUCCCACCGCAAGCACAUCCCGCGUCGUUCGUGUCGAAUCACCAUCGACAACUACGAAACCUGGUCUCUCCUUCCGAUCGAUGCCCCACGGGAGUCUCGAGGCUUUCUUAGGUCCCUCACUGUCAGGCUCAUUUAGCCUCGACUGAUCUCUCCGUCCUCCUCAGACCCAUCAGCCUGACUGCAACCCCGUACCUCUCUUCGCCGCCCUCCGCCCAAAAGGAAAGUGAAGGUUUUCGUCGUCUCGCCAAUUCGACCUCCAGGGAAACCAAGGUGCCCUCCUAGUAUCAGACCGUGCGGGUCUUACCACAGUAGGCCAUGAGGAGCAACAAAAGCAAUAAGACCUCGACUCGUCUCGCCAGAGCCUUGCCGCUCGAAAUCACCUGAACCGUCAAUUUCUGCGCGACUGGGUACCUUGCAUCAAGGAGACUCGUAGUAGUCUGCUAUCCCACCGUUGUACCGUUCGCUCAAGUCCCUCCCGCACUGUCUUCCUGUUCUUCCGCAGCUACACCGGAGUUGCUGUCCAACCUGUCGAACCACUUCACUGGGCCCAGCCUAGAAACUCAGCUGAUUAAACAAUAUUGCACAGGCAAUAAGUGCAUUUCAACUUUAUCCCUCACAGAAGCUACCUCCUCCACAUCGCAUCUUGUAUACUGGAACCGAGGCUACCGCCGCAAGAGUACGCGGUCGAAUCCCUCGGUCUCUUGAUCUCUUGCCUCAGAAUUUCGCGACGCUCACCGCCAGUCCUUACAGAUGAUUUGAAAGCCCCAUGUCAGGCUUUGAAAGACGUAGCCAGGCUCCAUCAAGCAAGCGCUGUAGGGCCUUUGGCAAGAGACUCUCAACGACAUGGCCAGCACGGAGGCCGACUACAAAAGGGAACAAGAUAUGGGUGCACAAAAUGGCUCCUCAGAUGAUGCACCACCCAAUUCGCAGGAGGGUGCUGGGUCUACCUCCACAGGGCCGCCCAAGAAGAAGAGGAAAGUUGUUAAGCCAAACCCGGAUAAGAAGUUCGAAUGCAAACACGAAGGUUGUGGGAAGGCCUAUUCACGUGCAGAGCAUCUGUACAGACAUCAAUUGAACCAUACCCCCAAGACCAUCUAUCGUUGCGAUUUCCCUGACUGCACUCGGUAUUUCGUGCGCCAGGACCUGUGCAUCCGUCAUCGCGAACGGCACACCACUCAUGGAUCUCAAUUGCAUAAGCGAGACUCAUUUGCUCAGUCCGCUGCUGCUCCAGAGACUACAGUCUUAUCUCCGCAACAGCAACAGCAACUCGCCCAGGGGCCAACCUAUUCGAUGCCCGCUCCCGGUCACAGAAGCCCUCGACAGGAAGUAAGACCAACUUCUACAUCUUUCUCUAUCGAUUCUGGCCCUUUCCAACAGCCGACCCGAAUGUCAGGCAAUGCAAGGUCAACGUCCAACGCACCAGUCGACACUAGAUUGCAGUCACCAACGCCCCAAGUCGUCAUGGCGAGACCGGAAGCCCCAUUGCACCGAACAAGCAGCACUGGGAGCAACCCUCUUAGUCCUACGCAGAGGCAGGAGGCUGUGUCAUGGUCUACUUCGUCCCGACGUCAGAGUUUCAACCAGGGAGAUUUGAGGGUACAGAGUGCCUAUCCCCAAAUGCAAGCAACACAGCACAGAGCCUCCGUGGCUGCCAUUCCACAAUCGCCUGUCAGACAAUAUUCUUCGACAUCUGCCACCAACUAUCACCCGGUGAGGGCAAAUUCCGAUACUAUUCAUGAAAGACCACAUGGAUUCGUGCAGCCGAUCGACAUGCCCUCAGCCGUUGCCUAUACUUCAGCCAGCUAUCCUUCUGCCGGAGUCUCUCGUUCUGCAGAUGCUGCGUUUGCAGCCGCAGUAUCUCAUGGCCUUACCCGGGGCGACACCUAUACCUAUCCGCUAAUGACGGGUGGCAUGUCCAACGGAGAGUUAGGUACGGCCUAUGGAUUUCCCGUCUUUGGAAUCGAUGAAUAUACACAAACCCCUUUUGGUGUGGACGAUUUCACCCAAUGGUUGUUCAAUGACGCGCACUCCGGUUCGAAUGGCUUUUCGCCUCCCAAUUAUGUUCCAGGCUUUAGUGGUCACGAUCAGUCACAGAUGCAGGCCACGUAUUUUUCCCAGAGCCCUUCCUCCAGUAAUGCAUAUCCAAGCGCUGCCUUGCAACAUCGGAUGAGUGUAACCAGUAUACUGGACCAAACGGCUAAAAGCCAAUACAUCAUGUCAGAGUCGAAACGUCUGGAACUCCUCGACAUCAUGCAGAGCCAAUUCAUCGAGCGCCCUCACGAUGCGGUCAAAAAGCGCAAAGACUCGGUGUUCGAGGGGGAUGUUGACAGUGACGGCCACAUUCUCAGCUUAAGGAUGAUGCACACCUACAUUGGCUCUUACUGGUACCAUCAACAUGCACAAUUGCCAAUCUUACACAAGCCUACUUUUUCUGCCGACCGGACGCCCAAUCUGCUGUUGCUUGCUGUCAUCGCAAUUGGUGCUGCAACCCUGGAUAAGGCAUAUGGUACAUCUCUAACUGACUCAGCCGCUGAGUUUGCCAAUUUUGUUGCAUGGCAUAUUCGUUGGGAAAUUCUACGAGAUGCUGAUUUUAGACCACCAGCAAAAUUGUGGGUGUUUCAAACCUUGCUUCUCAUCGAAGUCUAUGAGAAAAUGUAUGCGACGAGGGCACUUCACGAGAGAGCCCAUAUUCAUCAUGAUUCUACCCUCACCUUGAUGCGACGUGGCAGUUCUCUCCUUGGUCGUUCUGCGUCCGACUCGCCGCCGAGCCUGCGCGGGGAGCAAGACAACGGCAGGAUUUCCGUCCCGUUCUCAUCCACAGAAUCAACCAAAUCUGAAGAAUCCUGGCAUCGCUGGGUGACCACAGAAGCAACCCGCCGCGCUGCGUUUGGCGCCUUCGUCAUCGACUCAAUCCAUGCAACAAUGUUUGGCCAUGCCGCUAAAAUGGUUGCGCAUGAGAUGCGACUGCCCCUGCCAUGUGAUGAAGGUCUCUGGUCGGCCGUUUCUGCUGCAGAAGCCGGACGGGUGCAAUCAUCAUUGCAGACGAACGGUGUAAAGCCAAUCAUGUUUUUGGACGGCCUAAAGAAGACCCUCAACGGCCAAAGAGUGAGAACCAACUCUUUUGGUCGCACUAUCAUUAUGGCUGGUCUUUUAUCAGUGUCGUGGCAUAUGACUCAAAGAGAUCUUCAGAUUUCUUCCCUAGGACCUCGCACAGCUAACUCAUUUGGAGGCCCUGACAAGUGGAAAGCAACUUUGUUACGAGCUUUUGAUAAUUGGAAACGUGAUUUUGACGAAGCACUAGCCGAGGCUGCGCCAGCACCUCCUUCACCACUUCGAACAACUACGACCCCCUUUCAGGGUAUGCUGCCACCAGUGGACGAUGAGAACAUCUUCGAGUCACGCACUGUUUUGCAUCACCUUGCACACAUUGCAGCUCAUGUCGAUGUUGUUGACUGUCAAGUGUUUGCGGGAGCGAAUCGUCUUCUCGGUCGCUCAAUCACUCCCAAAGAUUACAGUGUGAUCCGUGAAAAGAUAGAACGGUGGGCAACAAAGGCCUCGGCACGAGAUGCAGCGUUCUAUGCUCUCAAGUUUAUUGCCCAGGUUUUGAUUCCACCAGAUGAACCGAUCGAUGGAAUUAAUAGUCGCACGUAUGGACAUGCAAGUCCUAUCCUACCUCAAGCUUUCGAGCACAACCAAUAUAUUGCUCGAGACGACUUCUUGUUAAAUCGACCAUGGGUAUUAUAUAUUUCUGCCCUAGUCGUCUGGUGCUACGGGUUUGCACUGGAAGGUCCAAUCAAGCCCCCGCCAGCCGAGGAAGAUUUCAUGACUUAUCGGCAGAAAGAGCAUGACAUGCGCGAAUAUCUUGAAAGAGUCGGGGGUGUGCGUGCCCCUGAUGAUCUCGAAUUUGUCAAGGGCAAAAAUCGUUGCCUGGGCCUUUUGAUGAUCUUGAAGGAAUCCUUUGAAAGUACGAGAUGGGAACUUACCCACGAAGCGGCUGGACUACUGGGCAAUGCGUGCCUGAAACUCCAAGGUGUCGAGCCACAUGAUAUAGUUGGACCCGGAAACAGUGGGUUCAACAAUUCCGACUACAGCAAUACGAGCUCCAAUGGCUACACGAAUGGCAACGGGUACCAUUCGGGACACUAUCGCGAUGACAGAGAUCAUUUCACUGUUGCAAGUGCGGCAAAGAUUUAGGACGCUACUUCUCGGGUAAGGCUCAAUGACGGUCAUUGCUAUGUAUUGUCGCCGACCCUUCGAGCCACUUUGCAUCGAAAUCGAUCUUUUAUCAAACCCGGCAUACUUCAAAAAUCUGGGUCGGUAUUCUCAUACCCCGUUGAUUGGAGGGUAUGCACAACACUACUAUAUCUCGCACGGAAGGGCCACUGCUUCAACUCCGUUUAGAAUUAUGCCAGCUGGUCAGAAUGGGGGGAUAUACAUCUGUCUAGACUUUCUGCGGAGCUUUGAGGUUUUUGGGCUGUGGCGACUAGACCAACAGAAGCCGCCAUGAUCAAGGCCUACAAUACUGUCGCAUAUAUUGGGACAGGGAGUGUCCCUCUGGGGUGGACGAGGACUUUUCACGACGAAACGAUCUGUGUUUGUUUUUCCCUUUGGCUCUUUUGCAUGUCGCAUAGCUGGCAGUACCUUGGUGGCCAUUGGCCAUUCAGACUGUCACUACUGGGAUAUGUCUUGAUUUGAUUUGCGUUUUGGAUUCUUUUCAUUCUUGUUCAGGUUUUAGCAGGCGGCCAUCUGAUACCCCCUUGAUGUUUUUUUAUUUUAUGCUUUUGGGUCUGGGAAUGCUAUGGUUCAUCAAUGUCGCUUUUACUGGUUUAGUUGCAUCCACAACUGCAUGACUGGUUGGUCGAGUUCAAUCUUUACGGUGCCUACGGCGGGGCAGGCGGAGGGAAAUAUGGGAGUAGGAAAUCGGAAUUCGGAAACGGGAAUAGCAUAUCAAUGAAUACUGAUCAUGCUGAUCAGGCAUUUGGGGGACUACUUUGGAGGGAACAGGGCAUAUGGACAACAAUUAGAAACAUCACACUGCACAGGCACAGGCACAGGCACAGCAAAAAACGUGGAUCGUCCGCUUGGUAUGAGUACCGAUCCUGGGUCUGUGGCUCUUCUCAUAGUCGUCUUCGCAAUGCCUUUCUUGAAG